AUAGACGCGGGUGUCGUUUUGCAGAGAAAGAAAGAAGGAAGAAAUUGCCUGAUGGGCAUGAUGCCUUAUGUCAGUAUCUUGCUCCAACUUUAUAGUAAAUCCUAAGAAUCCCAAUUCCAAUUCCCCAAAAAUAUCAGUUUACUAUUCUCAAUUCCUUAGAUAAGACCUUGUAGAUUCUCACUUUGUCACUACUAUACUAAUUUACUAUAUUACUCAUAGAUGAUGAUCAUCAUCAGCUAUUAUUAAUAAUUUUUCUUUUUUUUCUUUCUAGCUUUCCUUUUUUUGAUAGGAAUGAUUUUUGCUUAAAUUUCAAGUUAAGUUUAUGGGAUUUUGAGAAAAUUGUUGACUUGGAGGAAUAAGUUUGGAGCAGUUACAGUGUGAACACUACUUGCAGUAUUGGAAUUUGCUUUUAAAUGCAAAAGCAAAGUUUUUUUGUUUAAUUUAGGGGGGGAAAGGAAUUAGACCGAGAAUAAUUGAAGGGGAAAAAAGUUGAUCAUAUAAAGAUCCAAGCUUGGGGCAAUUGCCAGAUAUGCUUUUUCCAUACAUGAUAAUUGACCGAGUAUGAUCAGUUCAAUCGAGGUCUCCUAUGUAGCACGGCCAUGGAUAUAGAGAAACGGGACACUUGACCACGGAUACGGCGAAACUGUGUUAUUUUUAGGGUCUCCUAUGUUAAAAAUGAAGUUUUUUUUCACAUCCAUAAUGCCAAGUUUCUGACACGUAUCCGGGAAACACUGAUUGAAUGGAAAUGGCAACUUUGGUGGACCCUCCUAACGGAGUACGGCAACGAGGGAAGCAUUACUACUCAAUGUGGCAAAGUUUGUUUGAGAUUGAUACGAAAUAUGUUCCCAUCAAACCAAUAGGUAGAGGGGCAUAUGGUAUAGUUUGCUCUUCGAUUAAUAGGGAAACUAAUGAGAAAGUUGCAAUCAAGAAAAUUAACAAUGUGUUUGAGAAUAAGAUAGAUGCUUUAAGGACUCUAAGAGAGUUGAAACUUCUGAGGCAUAUUCGGCAUGAGAAUGUGAUUGCUAUAAAGGAUGUUAUGAUGCCUGCUCAUCGCGCAAGUUUCAGGGAUGUCUAUAUGGUUUAUGAACUCAUGGAUACAGAUUUGCAUCAGAUCAUCAAAUCCUCACAACCACUUUCUAAUGAUCAUUGCAAGUAUUUCAUAUUUCAGUUGCUUCGAGGGCUAAAUUAUCUUCACUCAGCAAACAUCCUCCACCGUGACUUGAAGCCAGGAAAUCUCCUCGUCAAUGCAAACUGUGACUUGAAGAUAUGUGAUUUUGGAUUGGCAAGAACCAGCAGAGGCAAUGAACAAUUCAUGACCGAGUAUGUGGUAACCCGCUGGUAUCGAGCACCUGAGCUGCUCCUCUGCUGCGACAACUACGGUACCUCUAUUGAUGUCUGGUCUGUGGGAUGCAUCUUUGCUGAGAUUCUUGGCCGUAAACCUAUCUUUCCUGGAAAAGAGUGCAUGAACCAGCUUAAGCUGAUCAUAAAUGUUCUUGGCAGCCAACAAGAUGCUGAUAUUUUGUUUAUCGAUAACCCCAAAGCUCGGAGAUAUGUCAAAACUCUUCCUUACUCUAGAGGAACCCGCUUCUCCCAUUUGUACCCUCAAGCUGAUCCAUUAGCCAUAGACUUGUUGCAAAGGAUGUUGUUGUUUGAUCCAUCAAAGAGAAUUACGGUCACAGAAGCACUUCUUCAUCCUUACAUGUCAGGGCUGUAUGAUGCAAGACGCAAUCCACCUGCACAGGUCCCUAUUGAUAUCGACAUAGAUGAGAACCUGGGUGAAUCUAUGAUCAGGGAAAUGAUGUGGAAUGAGAUGCUUCUUUACCACCCCGACUCAGUGUCGGACGAUGCUUAGGUAAUGCAGAUUUGAUCUCGUCUUGUCUUAUUAUAAUCUAUAACUGUCCAAUAGACGAAUGGUUAUUGAAAUUGGCGUGCUAAGCUUAACAAUCGCAACAAGUUUUUUCUUUAGUUGCUCUAGUUUCAUUCCUAGGAGAUGAGGUCUCUAUAGCUUGUAAAUAGGUUUCGCUGCAAUAUGUAAUUUACAAAUUCAUAUCUACUGACAUAUUCAGUUGAUUAAAUGCAUGGUUAUGCUUGAGUAUUUAUGUAAUCUCUUUCGACAUCACGAAAUGAAUUAUUCAUUAACCAUUUA
This is a messenger RNA of Mercurialis annua (annual mercury), 2146 nucleotides long. RefSeq names its product mitogen-activated protein kinase 7. NCBI's taxonomy places the organism in Eukaryota, Viridiplantae, Streptophyta, Magnoliopsida, Malpighiales, Euphorbiaceae. The transcript is spliced from 4 exons. Gene Ontology annotation, cellular component: nucleus; cytoplasm. The coding region runs from base 740 to 1852 and encodes 370 amino acids. The record is from RefSeq and is a predicted model, not a curated record. Gene Ontology annotation, molecular function: MAP kinase activity; ATP binding. Gene Ontology annotation, biological process: intracellular signal transduction; protein phosphorylation.